This is a messenger RNA of Chelmon rostratus (copperband butterflyfish), 1485 nucleotides long. It is a transcript of the gene higd1a, whose product is annotated as HIG1 hypoxia inducible domain family, member 1A. The record is from RefSeq and is a predicted model, not a curated record. Lineage: Eukaryota; Metazoa; Chordata; Actinopteri; Chaetodontiformes; Chaetodontidae. Bases 147 to 425 code for a protein of 92 amino acids. Gene Ontology annotation, cellular component: mitochondrion. The transcript has 4 exons. Gene Ontology annotation, biological process: mitochondrial respirasome assembly.
GUGCGGGGGUUGUUACAUCACGUAGCCGGCUCCUGACUUCCUCCACACGGUACGUGCGACCUAGGUUUGAAAGAUUCACAAAACGUCUCCGGAUAGUUUCACUACAGGCGAUUCAAACAGCCCCAGACACACCUCAAACAGACAAGAUGUCUACUUAUGAUGAGAGUGAGUCCAAGUUCCUGCGAAAAGCAAAGGAGAAUCCAUUUGUCCCAGUGGGAAUGGCUGGAUUCUUUGCCAUCGUUGGAUACAGACUGCUGAAGAUGAAAAGUCGGGGAGAUACAAAAAUGUCGGUUCACCUGAUCCACAUGCGUGUAGCUGCCCAAGGCUUUGUGGUUGGAGCCAUGACUGUCGGGGUCCUAUAUUCAAUGUACAAAGACUACAUUGUAAAACCCAGAGAGGAACAGAAAGCAAUGCAACAGAAGUGAACAUGGACUCUUACACUGAUGUUUUAUGUCCCUUAAUAUUACCUCAUAUUAAGGUGUGUAGAACGUUUAUUUUUAGAGAUGUGUCAUCAUUUUUGUAUGCACGCAUCACUUCUGCACCUCACCUCCACUGUAAAUAGUCGUAAGUUAUUGAUCAUGCUUCCUGUCCUCUAAAUAGUAUACCUGAGAGUCAGGCUGUCACUUCUGGAUUGAGAAGGAGAUGUAUUGAUCUCAGCUGUCUUAACACUGGUGUGUUUGCAGUUUUAAAUCCAGCUGGUUUGAUAUCUGUGUGAACAUUACUGACAGAGUUUUGAAUGAUGUGUGAGUGAAUUAUCAAAAACUAGAAGAUUUAGCAAAUCAGUUAAAAACAGUAUGACUAGGCUAAGCCUAGAUUUUAAAAAUAACCACCAAUGGCAGGUACCCUGUCCUUUUUGUUGUUGUUGUUGUUGUUGUUUUAUUGUCUCAUACAGUUGUAUUCUUUCAUGUACAAAUGUACACUUGCCAAAUUGAAAAUGCUUGCACCUUAGCCCAGUUUUUUGUAAAAUGGGCAUCCCAGUGCAUUAGGGCAUGUUAUGGAAGGCUUUGACACCUGGUCUACAGACAAGGCCCGUGCUUUCAAAAUAUUUACCAACAAGGAGACAAAUGGUUUUGACUCAACACAGUAUCAGAUUAUCCUAAAAAAGAAAUGUAUAAAUCAUUCACACGUAAAUCAGAAAAGGCACAAAAACCAUAAAAGUCUCUUCGCUCAGCGGCCCCAUACGGAUUGAUUUAAAGGGUUUUUUCCCCCCAUAUUUUUAGCGUUCGGUUAUAAAACACAGGUGUCCAAUAUUUCACUUUAGCAGCUUCAUGAGACACACGAGCUAAAUUAGCUGAGGUACACCUACAGACUUUGCAGUAACUUGUAAAAUAUAUUCGUAUAGCCAAUUUGGUGAUAUGCAUAAAUAGAUGCCUUUUAAGUUAUUCACAAAGUUGUGUUUGAUGUUGUGUACAAAUACAAUGUACAAAUACAAAAAGUUAUUUUUUUGGUAAUCUGCAAAUAAAAAUGACCAGUCUUGUUAUGUUA